CGUCUUUAUCGGCAAUCUUCCGUCCGGUGUUAUAAUUCCGACAUUUCUGUGGUAGGCUCAAUUUAUUAUUAGUGUUAACAGUUAGUGCUUUUAAAUAUUAACACAUAAUUUCUUCCACGCCUUUUUAUAAAUUAAUAUACUGUAAUACAAUAUUAAUUGACUGAUUAAUAUCAGUCUGUGCAGCGGAAACAAUGUCCAAAAGAAGAAUCGAAGUGUUAGAUCCUUUUAUAAAAAAGAAAAGGGAAGAACGUGGAAUAAGCACAGCUGUUACUAGUAAUCAAGUAUCAGUAGGAUCUAUUAAUCCAUAUACUGGAUUACCGUAUACUCAGAAAUAUCAUGAGUUAUUCCGAAAGAGGAUAGGUUUACCGGUAUUUGAGUAUCGUGCUGACUUUAUGCGAUUACUUGCUGAACAUCAGUGCAUAGUGCUUGUUGGUGAAACAGGAUCUGGGAAAACAACACAAAUUCCACAGUGGUGUGUAGAAUAUUCAAGAACUGUUGGAACAAAAGGGGUUUGCUGUACUCAACCAAGAAGAGUUGCAGCCAUGUCUGUAGCUCAAAGAGUAUCAGAAGAAAUGGAUGUUGCACUUGGACAAGAAGUUGGUUACAGCAUUCGUUUUGAAGAUUGCUCUUCAGCUAAAACAAUUCUUAAAUAUAUGACUGACGGUAUGCUGCUCAGAGAGGGAAUGAGUGAUCCCAUGUUAGAUGCAUACCAAUGCAUAUUACUAGAUGAAGCUCAUGAACGAACUUUAGCUACUGACAUUCUAAUGGGUGUUUUAAAGGAGGUUAUAAAACAGCGCAAAGAUUUAAAAUUAGUUAUCAUGAGUGCAACUUUGGAUGCAGGUAAAUUUCAGCAGUAUUUUGAUAAUGCUCCAUUAAUGAAUGUACCUGGACGAACCCAUCCUGUGGAAAUAUUUUACACGCCCGAACCUGAGAGGGAUUAUUUAGAAGCCGCUAUAAGAACAGUAAUUCAAAUACACAUGUGUGAAGAAAUAGCAGGAGACAUCUUGUUAUUUUUAACUGGUCAAGAGGAAAUAGAAGUGGCCUGCAAAAGGAUAAAAAGGGAUAUUGAUAACUUGGGUCCAGAAGUGGGGGAACUAAAAUGCAUUCCACUGUAUUCAACACUUCCUCCUAAUCUUCAGCAGCGUAUUUUUGAGGAUCCUCCACCAAACAAACCUAAUGGUGCCAUUGGACGCAAAGUUGUUGUUUCUACAAAUAUUGCAGAAACUUCUCUCACUAUAGAUGGCGUAGUUUUUGUUAUUGAUCCUGGAUUUGCAAAACAAAAGGUGUACAAUCCUAGAAUUAGGGUAGAAUCUCUCUUGGUAUCCCCAAUUAGUAAAGCAUCUGCCCAACAAAGAGCUGGUCGUGCCGGCAGAACUAAACCAGGAAAAUGUUUUCGUUUAUAUACAGAAAAGGCAUACAAAAAUGAAAUGCAGGACAACACAUACCCGGAAAUUUUAAGAUCUAAUUUGGGAUCGGUAGUUCUGCAGUUGAAAAAGUUAGGCAUUGAUGAUUUAGUGCACUUCGAUUUCAUGGAUCCCCCUGCACCUGAAACUCUAAUGAGAGCCUUAGAGUUGCUCAAUUAUUUGGCCGCUUUGGACGACGAUGGCAAUCUCACAGAUCUGGGAGCAGUAAUGGCAGAGUUCCCCUUGGAUCCACAAUUGGCGAAGAUGCUGAUUGCUAGUUGCAACCACAACUGUUCAAAUGAAAUAUUGUCAGUAACGGCAAUGUUGUCAGUCCCACAGUGUUUCGUCAGACCGAAUGAAGCAAAGAAGGCCGCCGAUGACGCCAAGAUGCGCUUCGCCCAUAUCGAUGGGGAUCAUCUCACCCUCCUUAAUGUCUACCACGCCUUUAAACAAAGUAUGGAAGAUCCACAAUGGUGUUAUGACAAUUUUGUCAAUUACCGUUCCUUAAAGUCAGCAGACAACGUCAGACAGCAGCUUUCAAGAAUUAUGGACAGAUUCAACCUGAAGAGAACUUCAACAGAUUUUACAAGCAAAGAUUAUUAUAUUAACAUACGAAAGGCAUUAGUGAAUGGAUUUUUUAUGCAGGUAGCCCAUUUAGAACGUACAGGACAUUAUCUUACAAUUAAGGACAACCAAAUUGUACAACUACAUCCGUCAACUUGUUUAGAUCAUAAACCAGAAUGGGUUAUUUAUAACGAGUUUGUAUUGACAACAAAAAAUUAUAUUAGGACAGUUACAGAUAUCAAACCUGAUUGGCUUUUAAAAAUAGCACCACAGUAUUACGAUCUGAACAAUUUCCCGCAGUGUGAAGCAAAGCGUCAGUUAGAAAUCCUCCAGAACAGAUUAGAAUCCAGGCAGUAUCAACAAGGAUUUUAAAUUUUCUACAAAUAUUAUUUUUGUAAUAUGAUUUGUAACAACUGUUUGAAAAUAAGUGUAUUUAUAUUUGUGCAGUAAUGGUCGCUAUGCAUUUCAUUCCACAAUAAAU
Molecule: messenger RNA, 2448 nt
Organism: Anoplophora glabripennis (Asian longhorned beetle)
Lineage: Eukaryota; Metazoa; Arthropoda; Insecta; Coleoptera; Cerambycidae
Gene: Dhx15
Product: putative pre-mRNA-splicing factor ATP-dependent RNA helicase PRP1
Exons: 9
Coding region: 192-2339 (715 amino acids)
Cellular component (GO): intracellular anatomical structure; spliceosomal complex
Molecular function (GO): RNA binding; RNA helicase activity; ATP binding
Source: RefSeq, a predicted model, not a curated record